AUGCGCGACCGGUCCGUGACGCAGGGCGUGACCGUCGCGCGGCCGUUGCUCCCGUUAGAGAAAGAAGACGUCUACGCCGUGGCCCACGCGUGCGGCGUGCCCUACUUCAAGGACUCGACGCCGUCCUGGUCCACGCGGGGGCGGCUGCGCAACGAGCUGCUGCCGCUGCUCAGGGACGUCUACGGCGCGGGGUGCCCGCGGCACGUGCUGCGGCUCGCGUUGGACUCGGACUCGGUCAGGGACCUCGCGGAUUCGAGGAUCUUCGGGAGCUUCCGGGCGACGGUGACGACGCACACCCUCGGCACGCGCGCGGAGCUUGGAGCGCACCGCGACGAGUCCGACUUCUUCUGGAAGACGUCGAUGCGGGACCUCGCGACGCGGUCGGGCCGGGGCCAGCUCUCCGCGAAGGCGCUCGGCGUCCUUUUAGCGCGGCUCCGCGGCGACGCCGGCGGGGGGGGGACAUCAAACGCCAUCUCGCCGCGGUCGCCGUCGGCGCCGUCGCCGCGGUCGCGGCCCAAGUCCAAGGGGCCGCCCGUCGCCGGCUGGCUCGAGCUGAAAAAAGGGUGGCGCGCGUACCUGUCCGCGGCGGGCGUCCUCUACCUCUUCGACGACGCGCCCUUCGACCCGCCGCCGGACGAGGGCGCUUCGGUGCGCGUCGACCAGGCGCGCGGCGACCCCCAGCGCCUGGGCCACUGGGACGUCGAGGCCUUUUACGACAGCGACGACGACGACGACGCGCCCGACGGCGCGGCGCUCGACCGCUUCUUCGCGACGGGCGCCUUCACCUACGCCGUCGACGCGCCGCCGGGCGAGGCCCUGCGCCUCGCGUCGUCGGGGCUCCGCAAGUACAAGCCCAUCCAGCGCCUCGACGACCUCACGAAGUCGCCGAAGCUCCGCGGCGCCGUCCCCGUCGCCGCGCCGCCGUCCAAGCCGAAGGCCGACGUCGUCCGCGUCCGCGUCACGGCGACCUUCGUCCCGCCGCCGAAGGCGGCGUAA
This is a messenger RNA of Aureococcus anophagefferens, 996 nucleotides long. RefSeq lists its product as hypothetical. The transcript has a single exon. Gene Ontology annotation, biological process: tRNA processing. Gene Ontology annotation, molecular function: ATP binding; ligase activity, forming carbon-nitrogen bonds. The record is from RefSeq and is a predicted model, not a curated record. Lineage: Eukaryota; Pelagophyceae; Pelagomonadales; Pelagomonadaceae. The coding region runs from base 1 to 996 and encodes 331 amino acids.